Molecule: messenger RNA, 2060 nt
Organism: Bursaphelenchus okinawaensis
Lineage: Eukaryota; Metazoa; Nematoda; Chromadorea; Rhabditida; Aphelenchoididae
Source: the annotation of a GenBank genome assembly
AUGGAAAGUGGAACUGUAGAUUUUGACGAUCUGACGGCUUCUGAACAAGCGAGGCUCGUGGAGAUUCACGGUAAAAAGGAAGUUGUGGUCAAUCGAAUCCAUGUAGGUUUAUUUCGUUUGUUUCUUUGGUUUUUAGGUAACUUUUGAAAAGGAUAAGCAUUUAAAAGCUUUGAAAUAGUUUUCUACAGCUAAGCUAUGUGUUUUUUAGGAAUUGGAAGCUCUUUUGAUUAAAAAACAAGGCGACAUUGAUAACCUUCAUCUCGAAGGAAUUGAGUAAGUUGUAAAUUUAUCGUUUUUUUUUAUUUUAGGGAUUUGGUUUUAACAAAAUCGGUAUGAUUUUAUAAUUUUUGUGAUUUUAGCUAUCAUCUAGCUUUGCAAGACACAAAAAUACAAAUCCGAAACUUCAAUCAGAAGCCCAAGUUCACAAUCGACAAGUUGAUUGAAUGUUCAAUUUUGCAAAACAACCCAAUGUCUGUGGCGAAAUACCUAUAUGAAACGAAGGGAUUGUCCAAAAAGAGUCUAGGAGAAUAUUUGGGAUCAGAUGGAGAUUUUGUCAAACUGGUACUCUUGGAGUUUAUCAAGCUUCAAAGGUUGGAAGAUUUGGAAAUUGUCGGAGCUUUGAGGACAUUUUUGAACUCUUUUCAAUUAGGUGGAGAAAGUCAAGUGAUUGACCGAGUGUUGGACACUUUUUCUGCUUGGUUUUGUGAACAUAGUACUAAGAAGGAAGCGUUUGUUAAUGCUGGUAAGUUAAUAUGAUAUUUGAAUUGGCUUUUUGAUGUUUAGGUUUGUGGCGUAGUUUACCCAGUUUGAAAGCCUGAUUUAGCGGUUAUUUUGAACUUAUUUAAGGUAACUAAUGUUUCAGCAACUUGUCAUACAUUCCUGUACGCUCUGCUGAUGCUGAAUACCUCAUUGCAUAACCCAAAAGUGGUGCAUUCCAUUGAUUUUAUAAAACCGGUUGAUUUUUUGAAAAUUUGUGAUGGAACUUCACUAUCCAAGGAGUUUUUACUGGUAAGAUUUUUGAUUUUUUGGUCAUUUUUUAGCAGUGAAAACUCAAAUUUAAAGUUUUUAGUGGUAAUAUUGGAAGUUUAUUGCUUUAGUUGUUAACUUUUUGAUAUUUUAUGCCUUUUUAUUAUAAAAAUGAAAUUUUUGUCUUUUCAGAACAUUUACAACGAAGUAAAAGCCCGUCCGUUUGUGUAUGACAAGUUUUCCGAAAUUACGAAAAAUAUGAUGACUAAUGCCUCUAAAACUGGAUACCUCGAAAAGCAAGGCAGUAAAGGAUGGAAAUGGAACAAAAGAUGGUUUGCUUUAAUGGAAAAUUGUUUGUACUACUUUGAGGAUCAACAGGUAUGGCUUAAAAUGCCAAUUAAAACACAUUUAAAUUUUUUUAAAUCUUUAAAAAAAGGCUUUUUAAAAUUUAAAAAAAGUUGAAAAUUUAAAAUCAUUUAAAGAUUUUUAAACUAAAGUACCUUGUUUUAGAUGGGAAACCCUCGAGGCAUCAUUUCCCUAGAAUCUAUUCGGUUCAGAAUGGUUGAAGACAGAACUCGACCGUUUUGCUUGGAGCUAUUUUCAAUAUCUGCGGAUGCUGUGACAGUUUGUAAAAUGGAAAGUGUAGGUACUGUACCUAAAACUAGCCAUGGGACAAUAAAGUUGGCGGCCGAAACAGAAAAGGAGCUUAAGGAAUGGAUGUCCGCUAUAGAGUGAGUUUAGUCAUUUUUAGGGGGGGGGGGCAUGGUGAGGGUAGUGAAAUUCUCUUUUAGAAAUAGAACAGGAAUGACAACGUUGGCUUUUUAAAAAAAAAUUUUUUUUUCGGCGGGGUGAUUUUUUAAAAAAAAAGUUAAGGGGGGGGGGGGGGGGGGGGGUAUUUUUUAAAAUUUUUGCAUUGAAACUGAAAGAGCAGGGCAGGUUUCACUGUUUUUUUCUGAAAUUUUUUGUAUUAGGGGGAGGGGGGGGGGUCCAAAAAAAAUUUUUUUGGUACAUCAUAAUAUUGUUAUAGACAACACUUAUGGCUUCACGAGUACCAGGAUCUGAUCCAGCUGAAAAAAUCUCGAGCCAAUAAGUAA